This is a messenger RNA of Halteromyces radiatus, 1426 nucleotides long. RefSeq names its product putative zinc finger motif, C2HC5-type-domain-containing protein. Lineage: Eukaryota; Fungi; Mucoromycota; Mucoromycetes; Mucorales; Cunninghamellaceae. Gene Ontology annotation, cellular component: nucleus. The record is from RefSeq and is a predicted model, not a curated record. Gene Ontology annotation, biological process: regulation of DNA-templated transcription. The transcript is spliced from 5 exons. Gene Ontology annotation, molecular function: zinc ion binding. Bases 39 to 1358 code for a protein of 439 amino acids.
UUUUGUUUCCCUUCUCAACUAGAAAAAGCAAUCAUAUUAUGGACAAUUGGGCUGUAGACCAAUUAAGUGUCUUUUUAGGCUUUGAUCCCGAAACAUUAAAGUCUCAAGUACUUCCUUAUUUAUUCAGUUUUGAUAAUCCUACUUCCUUAAGUGAACACCUUCAGGAAAUGUUAGGAACUAGUAAUGAUACCCUAGACUUUAUUCACAAAUUUGUCCAACAACAAUUUCCAUCCUCACGAUCAAACCAAUCAACUAACAACAAACCAUCCAUUAACAAAUCGACAAGCACUGAAACAACAUAUUCAAGUAACCAAAACCAAAACAACACCUCUUCUUCUUCUUCAUCAUCUCAAUUCCCUUCGUUACCACCCAAUACGAUGGAACCCACUUCCUGGCCAAGCAAUAUGACAGUAUAUAUGAAAGAAUCCAAUGUGAAAUCGAAAACCAAAAAACAAUCAAAGUCUUCCAAUGGUAGUUUGGUAUCAGAUCGAUUAGAAAAGAAAAAGAGCAAAAGCAACAAUAAUAUGACAUUGGAAUCAGCACUCAAGGAAUUGGAUAUCAAUGUGAAACAAGGUGGUAAAAGAAAAGUGUGUCAAUGUCAAGCUACCAAACAUGAUUUAUUGACCAUCGCACCCAAUUGUUUAAACUGUGGAAAAAUCAUUUGUGUAUUAGAAGGUAUUGGACCCUGUAGUUUCUGUGGUACACCUGUAUUAUCAAAAGAACAACAAGUAUCAUUGAUAGCAGAAGCCAAGAAAAAACGAUCAGAACAAAAACAAAAGCAACAUCAACAAUUACAACAACAAAGAAAAGCGGCCAAAGCAACUACUCAAGCUGUAGGUUAUGCAUCAAAAGUCAGUGGCGAUGUAGUAUCAAGAUUUAUAUUUGAUCAACAAAUGGAAGAUGAACAUCGACAACGUGCGGAAUUACACAAGGAAAAGUUACUUGAAUUUCAACGAACAAGUGCUCAACGGAGUACAGUUAUUGAUCAAGCAACAGAUUUUACCCUUCCAACUGAUCAAUCUAAUCCUUGGUUAACAGCGGAAGAAAGAGCUAUGCAAUUGAAGAAACAACAAGCCAACAUGAAGAAAUUGGAUGGAAGAAUGAAUCAAAGAAGAGUACUUACUAUUGAUAUUGGAAAAAGACAAGCUAAAGUAGAUAAUGUAGUGGACGAAUCAUCAAGUGAUGAGGAACAAAUACAAACAAAAACAACAACAACAACUUCAUCAGGAACAUUUGCUAAUAAUCCAUUACUGAAAGGUAUUCAAGGACCUCAAUUUCGUGGAUCAGGGAAAAAAGGUCAACACAAACAACAAGAAAGAAAAUCAAGGAUACAAUUUGAUGAUAAUAGUAUAGAAUAAGUAUAGAUUUAUUGAAAUAAAUAAAACUGUCAAAGAUGUCACAUGUUGGAUUUAGGUGAUACAACAAG